This is a messenger RNA of Plasmodium berghei ANKA, 1710 nucleotides long. Its product is annotated as serine palmitoyltransferase, putative. The record is from RefSeq and is a predicted model, not a curated record. The coding region runs from base 1 to 1710 and encodes 569 amino acids. The transcript has a single exon. Gene Ontology annotation, molecular function: serine C-palmitoyltransferase activity; pyridoxal phosphate binding. Gene Ontology annotation, biological process: sphingosine biosynthetic process; ceramide biosynthetic process. Lineage: Eukaryota; Apicomplexa; Aconoidasida; Haemosporida; Plasmodiidae. Gene Ontology annotation, cellular component: serine palmitoyltransferase complex.
AUGUCAAUAAAUAAACUUAUGAACGUUAACUGUAAAAUAGAAUUUGACAACAUAUAUCAGUCUAAUGUUGUAAAUUAUUUAAUAGCAAUAAUCGUAUUAUUUGCUAUAAUAUUAGCAAUUUUUAAUGAAGAUGCUGCGCCAGGCUCGCCUAAAUUAUCCUGGAUUUUAGGAGAAUUUUUGCCAAUGCCUCAUUCAAUUUUUUGGGGAAAUUCAUGUAUGGAAAAUAAAUUAUUUAAAAAGAAAAGACAUAAUAAAAUAAGUACAUUUAUAAAUUUAAUAUAUCAACUCAUUAUAAAAUUAACAAAAUCAAUUUCUGAAGGUAACCUAAUUAAUUUACUAAAAGAAUGGAAAAAAUAUAUAACAAAAAAGUUUAAUUUAUAUAAAAAUUAUGCUAUAUUAAACUAUAAAUCUGAAUCAAAAAAACAUAUAUUUUAUUUGUUAUUAAAACAAAAAUAUAAUUUACCUAUUAAAAAAAAUGAAAAGGAAUUUGAAAGUUAUAUAGAUGCAAAAAGAGAAUUAAUUAAACGAGAUAAAUGGGCAUAUAUGUUAAGAGUGUCAGAUGUUAAAAGUGAAUAUAUUUUAUGUGAAAAUAAAAAAGUAAGAACAAUGUCAUCAUAUUCUUAUCUUGAUUUUGUGAGGGAACCAGAAGUACAAAACUAUGCUAUUAAGAUCGCUUCUGAAUGGUCAACUGGAAAUCAUGGACCACGAAUGUUAGGAGGUAAUAGUCAAAUAUUACGAGAUUUAGAAAAAAAACUUGGUCAAUUUUAUGGAAGAAAUGAUUCUAUAUUAUCUGUUUGUGGAUUUCUAGCAUGCAUGUCUGGUAUAUUAGCUGUAUCAACACCUGCAGAUCUUGUUUUAUAUGAUAAUCGCACACAUACAUGUGUGAAAAUUGGUAUACAAACAUCCGGGGCAAAAGCAUAUACAUUUAAGCAUAACGAUUAUAAUGAUUUAGAAUUAUUAUUAUUAAAACAUAGAAAUAAAUACAGAAAUUGUUGGAUAUGUUUAGAAUCAGUUUAUUCAAUGGAUGGUGAUAUACCACAUCUACCAUCAUUUAAAAAAUUAUGCAUUAAAUAUAAUUCGAGAUUAUUUGUUGAUGAAGCGCAUGGAUUAGGAGUAUUAGGAAAAACUGGAAGAGGGUUAGAAGAAUAUUACAAUAUGCCUGGGUCAAUAGACAUGAUUGUUGGGACGUUUAGUAAAUCAAUCAGUUCUGUAGGUGGGUUUAUUGUAGCAUCAGAUGAGGUAAUCGAAUUUUUAGAUAUACAUUGUAUUGGUAAUGUUUUUUCUGCACCUUUACCAGCAUAUUGUGCUGGAGCUGCAUUAAAAGCUCUUGAAUUAAUUGACUCACAACCCUGGAAAUUAGAAAAACUUAAAUUCAAUUCAAAAUAUUUAAGAAAUGGAUUGAGGACUGGUUUAAAAUUGUGGCCAAAGAAUUAUCCAGAAUGUAAUAAAUAUAUUGUAGAAGGUGAUGAUGAUACUAGUGUUAUACCAGUUAUUUAUCCAAAUGAUGCUGAUAGAUUGCUAAAAAUAUGUGCACUUUUACGUACCAAAAAAUGGCUAGUUUCUGCUGUUAUAUAUCCUGCUUGCCCUUUAAAAUUCCCCAGAUUUAGAGUCACUGCUACUUGCGCUUAUUCAAUAGAAUGUAUGAAUGAAUUUAUAACAGACAUAGUUAAUAUAACAGUUAGCGUACCACCAUCUCCUAUUGAAUCAUAA